CGAAGGGCUGGCAUUUCCGGGGAUGCCGCGUGCAGUUACUUAACUGGCAGGUUUUCAGCAUGGCGGUCUUCGAGGGCCCGGCCAUGCAGAGCCUGUCCCUGAACCCGCAGGAAGACGCCCAGUUUCAGAAGGAGGUGGCGCACGUUCGCCAGCGCGCAACCCAGCACAAAAAGCAAGAAAAACUUACUCCUGGAGUAAUCUUUGUGGGCCACCUACCUCCAGCGCUUCAGGAAAACCAGAUCCGGGCGUAUUUCUCCCAGUUUGGCGCUAUCACAAGAUUCAGACUGUCCAGAAGUAAAAGGACUGGAAAUAGCAGAGGCUAUGCCUUUCUGGAGUUUGAGUCUGAAGAUGUUGCCAAGAUAGUUGCCGAAACAAUGAACAACUACCUUUUUGGUGAAAGACUCUUGGUGUGUCGUUUUAUGCCACCAGAAAAAGUACAUGAAGAACUUUUUAGAGAGUGGCAUGUUCCAUUUCAUAAACCCUCAUAUCCAGCGGUGAAACGCUAUAAUCAGAAUCGGGAUUUUGUACAGAAAGUGAGGAUGGAAGCGCGAUUUAAACGAAAGGAAAGGUUACUUAGGAAGAAGAUAGCUGCAAAAGGAAUUGAUUACAGUUUCCCUUCAUUGGUUUUACCUAAUAAGGAAGGCGUUUCAGGCAUACCUAAGAAGUACAGAAGGGUUUCAAAAAGCAAUCCUAACACUCCUGAGAAGUCUGCGGACAGCCAGGGCCCCACACCAGUUUGUACACCAACAUUUUUGGAGAGACGAAAGUCCGAAGUGGCUGAACUGGAUGAUAAAGAUGAUGAAAUAGUUUUCAAACAGCCCACAUCCAGUGUAAAAGAAGAAAUAGAAGAGACUCCAACAACCCCUACACGCUCAAGGAAAAAAAGAAAAAGAAAAAGCAAUCAGUAACUAUCUUCUGAAAAAAUCUGAUGAUUUUGUUAUAAGGACUGACUCUUCUAGAUGUACAGUAAAAUGCAACCAAUGAUAAGACUUUUCAAGGAAAAACAUACUGUUUGUUCAUGUCAGUAAGGAAAGCAGUAAUUUUGGCUAUGCAUACCAGCCUGCAAAUGGUGGGGUUCACUUUGCCUUUGUCCUGAUCUCCUGUAGUUUUCUUAUCAAAUUUUAUAGCUCCUCUUAAUUUGCCUGCUUUAUAGAAUGGUCACUGUUAGCUGCAGGUGUAUGUACCAACUAAACCUUUUUGUCACCACCAAAUAACACCAGUCCUGACCAUCUUCAUCAUGAUUGUGCAUACUUAACCAAAAAGGGUAUUUUAGACUUCAACAUGAGGUGGCUUAAACUGGAAGUUAAAUUACGGAGAAUAGGAUGGCAGUUCAAAUGUUGAGACAGAUUCAGAAAUGACAUGUUUUCACCAAUAAUGUUAAAGAAAUUGUUGGUGGACUAGCAUGGAUUUGAUCACUGCCAUUUUGAGUCAUCAAUUUGGAAUUGUAGUAAACUUGUUCCAUAAUUUGUAUGCAAGUAUGAUAUAAGAGCUUUGAGGAAAAGUAGCAAGUUUCUUCUCACCUGCUUUUUAAGUUUUCUGGUGCUUGAAAUGUGCUUUUGUAUUAAAUUAUCCAGAUUCAUUAAAAUAUACCCAAUGCUGUCAGGCAUUUCUUUUCAUCCAAUAUUUGUUAAAUACAUACUAACCUAGGUAUCCUGAUGAAAAGUGUAAAGCAGAAUUGGGUUAAGUAUAUACAAAGAGCAACUUGUACCCCACAAUAGUUGGAGACGCACAGAAGGUAUUGAGUUUGCGUUGACUGAUGAAUGUGUGGGUAACAACUGCCCCUCUUUCUGACAGUGUCUGAACUUGUGCAUCUGGAUAUCUCUCUCCUUUCCCCUCUGAGAAAGAAUCAGAUAGAUGGCUCCAAAUGGACAUAGGUCUGUCAUGUUUGUCACCCCCAGGAGGCAUGUGCAUACAUGACAAGAUGAACAUUUCCCCUUACCAGUCUGUCACCAACACACCCCACCACACAGGCAUGGUGCCGUUCACAGCACUUCCUGUGUGUGAGUUUUGCAAUUACCCUGGAGCAGAGAGGUGGUGAUUGCACUCUUAGCAUGUCACAGUCAGGGAUAUUUUUCAUUAGAAACAGCUUAUGUGAUUGCAAACCUAUUUUUUAGAGGACUAGAUUGGGUUCUUAAGAAAACCAUUGAAGUGGCAUGGGCUUGAUUUUUAGGAUUUAUAGGGUAAGGCUGGCACUUGGAGUAGAAGGCCCUUGCCAAUAAGAUACUUAAGAAAGGGCUGCAGUAAGUAAUACCGUCAUAGUCAGGUGAAAAAAAAAUGCAGCUCAAAAUCGCACAGUCUGAUCACAGCUAUGAAAAGCAGUUUCCCGAUUUUUAAAAUUCAGUAUGUAUGUGUGUGCACACAUGCUGAUACAACAUCAGAAAAAAAGCUUUGUAAAAGAAAAGGAAUUAAUCGCAGACAAGGUCCAUUUGAAGCCAGAUAUUUCACAAGCUGCAAGUUGGCCACAAAAUGGAGUGGCACAUUAUUUGAUGAGUGCCACAAAAAUCUGAAGGGCAAGUGAAUAAACAACUUCAAGAUUGGGUUUUUGGUGCUAGCAUUACUUGGGAGUAUAGUGUAGCCACGUGUGCAAGCUCACUAACAAAAUUGUAGGUCUGGCUAUUACUUGUAAAGGCUUGACUCAGGCAACUGUCUAUGUGACUUACAAACCGUAACUGUUUUCCUUGGCCUAGGAAUGUAGUCUUUUCUACUGUGUAGGCACAUAUAAACACAUGGCCCAAAUCUAUAUCAUGGAUCAUCCUGGGACCAAGUCCAGCCAACGGCCAAUCUUCAUGGGUGUGUGGUGGUGAGGAUUGAACUUGUGUGUGCUAGGCACUGAGCACUCCCAGCCCUUUGGUCAACAUUUUUUUAAUGGUUGGAAAAGAAAUAUUUCAUGACACGUGGAAAUGAUGGGCUUCAAAUUUCAGUGUGUCCAUAAAUACACAUUUAUUAGAACACAGCCGCACAUUUACCUAUGUCCUGUCUGGCUGUUGUGCUGUAAAAGCCGGUUGUGACACCUGCUUAGCAUUGCUGCUGCAUGAACUGCAUACUGCAAUGGGGUGAUGGAGUUUUAACUCGAUACACUUUGCCACGUGUAUGGUGAUACCACAAAUUUUAUGAACUAUCAAAUUAAGAUGGUAAGGCAUUUUACUACUGGUUGUAGUAGAAAAAUAAAAUGUGUUAACAGCAGUCUAAGCAUUCAUCAUGGUAUUCCCAACCCACAGGAAAGCACAGAAGGUACAGCUAUUUAAAAAUGGAGUAACUUGCUUCUUGG
Molecule: messenger RNA, 3268 nt
Organism: Castor canadensis (American beaver)
Lineage: Eukaryota; Metazoa; Chordata; Mammalia; Rodentia; Castoridae
Gene: Nifk
Product: nucleolar protein interacting with the FHA domain of MKI67
Molecular function (GO): RNA binding
Source: RefSeq, a predicted model, not a curated record